Messenger RNA from Acanthaster planci (crown-of-thorns starfish), 2896 nucleotides. Its product is annotated as peroxisomal sarcosine oxidase-like. Gene Ontology annotation, molecular function: flavin adenine dinucleotide binding; sarcosine oxidase activity; L-pipecolate oxidase activity. The record is from RefSeq and is a predicted model, not a curated record. Lineage: Eukaryota; Metazoa; Echinodermata; Asteroidea; Valvatida; Acanthasteridae. Gene Ontology annotation, cellular component: peroxisome.
GUUUUUACGCGAACCCUGGACUCGGACUAGCUAAUGUGUACAUAAUACGUGUACGACUCGACUAGGCCUACGUGGGAUCGUGGGUUGGCGAUGGCAGGGCUGGCGUGAUUGACUGACUGGCAAAAUGUCUGAUUUUUACGAGGGUUCUAAGCUGUACGAUUGUGUGGUAGUCGGGGCAGGAAUCGAGGGAUCGUCUACAGCCUACCACCUGGCUAAAAAAGGACAAGAAACGCUGCUUCUUGAGCAGUUUCCUCUUGGUCACACUCGAGGCAGUUCCCACGGUCAUUCCCGCAUCACUCGCUAUGCCUACCCGGAGAAACACUUUGCUCAGAUGAUGCCAGAGUGCUUCAAGAUAUGGGCAGAGCUCGAAAACAAGACCAACACAAGGCUAUAUCGGAAGGAGGGCUUGCUCGUCAUAAGUGGUCCGCCAUACAAGGAUCUCAGUCAAAUGCGGCAGGCCCUGGACUCAAUUGGACAUAAAUACACGAAGCUGACUGCACCAGAGAUCCGGCGAAGGCUCCCGGGGCUACGGAUCUCAGAAGACACAGUGGGGAUCAUCGAGCACGAUGGAGGAGUCUUACUCGCCGACAAGUGCUUGAGAGCCAUGCAAAGUGAAUUUCAGAAUUACGGUGGUACCAUACGGGAUAGCGAACCAGUCUUACAGAUCCUGCCAGGAACGACGGUGAUCGUCGUCACAAGGAAAGGCCACUAUCGAUGCAAGAGUGUUGUAUUGACGCCUGGACCAUGGGCCUCCAAGAUGUUGAAACCCCUGGGUCUGGACCCACCGCUCAAGCCAUGGAGAUUGGAUGUUUGCUAUUGGAAGGAGAAAAAGCCUGGAACAUUCAAUAAUAUGCCAGUGUUCAUCGCCUAUUUCAAAGACGAGCACACUUACGCCUUACCCAGCGAGGAAUACCCAGGGCUUGUCAAGCUGUGCGAUCACACAGAACAUCAAUCCUGCGACCCGGAUGAGCGAGAUGUCCCUAUAGCUGACCACCAAUUCCAGAUGGAGAGACUUCAAGCUUUUGUCCGGCAGUAUUUUCCCGGUCUGGAGCAUGUUCCUGUUAUUGCAGAGACUUGCAUGUACACUUUCACCCCAGAUGCAAGUUUCUUCCUGGACACCCAUCCCCAGUACCACAACAUCAUCAUCGGGUGUGGCUUUUCUGGUCAUGGAUUUAAGCUGGCUCCAGCCGUCGGCAAGGUCCUGAGUGAACUGGCCAUGCAGACUAAACCCAGCUACGACCUCUCACCUUUCAGGCUAAGUCGAUUUCCCAAUGGGCCGCUGGCCAAGGCCAAGUUGUAGACCAGUAUUAAGAGAGUCUCACAUAUGGUACAAUGAGUUGGAAAUAAGAGGCCAAAUUAAAUAAAUGGAAAAUAAAUCAAUAUAAUUUAAAAUGUUCUUCAUAUGUGACAUUUGUUCCCUUACCAGAGGUGCUGUUUGUAAUAAUGGUAUUAUCGAUUAUGAUGUCUACUUAUCCAGGAACCCAAUCAAGGUGCCCUACAUUAUUUUCCCCGCUCACCAGGCACAUAAACAUUUCUAACACCAUCUCAGCUCCCUGGGGAGUAUACAGCUUGAUGCUGCUAUUCCAAGCACAGACAGCUGAACACAGGAACCAUCUCUGCCAUCGCAGGUCCCCAUUGAUACCCCUGGGUGAGGAGAGAUGAAUGGGAAUAAAGUAACUUGCCCAUGGUCACAGAUUGUGACCAUCAGCUGGAUUCGAACCCCCGACCCUAUGCUCGCGAGUCUUAAUCCAUAACCACUAGGCCACACGCCAAUACUGCAAUAAAGGAUACAUUGUCUUUUAAUUAGAGGCUAAAUCUGAUAUUUGCGAGUUCCGGCACAUACCUUUUUCAAGAUGUAUUUUUGCGUUGGGGAGAUGUUAAUUAUAUAUAACGGGUUUGCCUUGGGUAAGGGCAAACCUGUUAUAUAUAAUCGGCACAUACCUGUUCUUAGGAAUUAGGUAAAAAUUUUAUUAUAUCAUUAAAGUCUGCUAAAAGCUAGGGACAAUUCAAGAAGAGACAGUAUUGACCUUGCAUUGUCACAGGGCCUUCUUUUAAACAGAGAUUAGUCGGAGUUUUCAUUUUCUGUCUUUAUCAAGAAUCCAGUAAUUCUUUCAAAAGCUGUGCUGUUGUCUGGUCCAUUCGUAAGGCAUCCGAUUUCAAGCUAAGUUCACAAGUCAUGCAAACAAAACUCUUAACAAAAGCAUUCCUUUGCCAUUGUUUCAUCCGUUUUUAUACCUGUGAUGCGAGCAGCUUUUUUCUCUCAACCUGCAGACAGCCCACUCUGCACUGCUUUACUCCACAAUUUGUAGAUGUGUUACCCCAAACGUUUCAUCCAUCCAAAAGUGUGUCUUGGCCUGAAAUAACACAAAUUGUUAUGAUACACAAAAUAUUCUACAUAUUUUUCCUGAAUAGUUAAACUCCAAUGUGUUACUUUUGUUAAUGUUUUAUGAAUACAAGGAGUAUAGAUAUUAUUUUGAACUCUUUUUAUGAAUAGUACUGAGGGUAUGUUACAUUGAGUAUUCAGGUAUUUCAUGAAAUAAGCGCAAAUAGUAAUUAUGUUACAAUAGCCUUAAUAAGUGUGUGGAAUAAGUAAGGAAUUAUCAAGACCAGGUGUGUGUAUCAUGAAGUUUUUAUUUGUAGAGAUUGUAAUCCUAAUAUUUUAAUUUCACCAUGGGGUUGGAAAAAAAGCUUUGGUUCAUUCUCUUAUGAAGUUAAUGUAUUCUUUUGAGUGUCUUUAUACGAAUUAUCCAAAUUUUGAACAUUAUAUUACUUGAAAAUUAAGAACUCUGUUGUCGUUUUUUUUUUGUCAUUAUUUGUUGGCUUUUCUCAUAAGAUGGCAGAAUUAAGUAAAUUCAUCCAAGUUUCGGAUGGUGUCUUACCCUGCCUUUAAAAAAGA